UCUUGGUGAGGUAGUCAGGGCGCGCCGCCGCCGCGUACAACGCGACACGGAGCAGCUAUGUGCGAGGUGGGCGAGGACUACCGGGAGCCCGCGCCCGCGGGGCCGCCGCCGCCACGGCCCAGCCGUGAGCAGAAGUGUGUGAAGUGCAAGGAAGGCCUGCCUGUCGUGGUGAUCCGAGCCGGAGAUGCUUUCUGCAGGGACUGUUUCAAGGCGUUUUACGUCCACAAGUUCAGAGCCGUGCUUGGAAAGAACCGGCUGGUCUUCCCGGGGGAGAAGGUAGGGUGUGGCACCGCCUCCCGCAGGCGGCCUGUCCCGGCCGCAUCCCGCACACCUGGACUCGGGGGCGGGGCGGGGCAUGUUGGGGGCGCAGUGCCUCCGGUGGUGUUCCUUCUCCCGCAGGUGCUCCUGGCGUGGUCCGGGGGGCCUUCGUCCAGCUCCAUGCUCUGGCAGGUCCUUGAGGGCCUGAGUCGAGAUUCUGCCAAGAGACUGCGUUUCGUGCCAGGGGUUGUCUACGCCGAUGAGGGAGCAGCCUGUGGCCAGAGCCCAGAGGACAGAGCAAAAACCCUGGCCGAGGCGAAGCUGGUCCUGCAGACCGUCGGCUUCCCGUGGCACAUCGUUGCCUUGGAAGAGGUGUUCAGCCUGCCGCCGUCUGUGCUGCGCUGCUCUGCCCGGGAGCCGGUGGGGACCGAGGGAGCCUACAAGGCGGCCGUGGACAGUUUCCUGCAGCAGCGGCAUGCCCUGGGGGAGCAGAGCCAGCCCUGCCCCCAGCACCCCCAGAGCCAGGUUGGGCCACCCCCAGCCAACCAGACUGAGGCUCUGUCCAGACUGUUCAACUCAGUGAAGACGCUGACGGCCAAGGAGGAGCUUCUGCAGACACUGCGGACCCACUUGAUCCUGCACGUGGCCCGGACCCACGGCUACUCCAAGGUGAUGACGGGGGACAGCUGCACCCGCCUGGCCAUCAAGCUCAUGACCAGCCUGGCACUGGGGAGAGGGGCCUUCCUCGCCUGGGACACGGGCUUCUCAGACGAGCGACACGGCGACGUGGUGGUGGUGCGGCCCAUGCGCGAGCACACGCUGAAGGAGGUCGCCUUCUACAACCGCCUGUUCGCCGUCCCCUCCGUCUUCACACCGGCCGUCGACACCAAGGCCCCCGAAAAGGCCAGCAUCCACCGGCUGAUGGAGGCCUUCAUCCUCAGGCUGCAGGCCCAGUUUCCCUCCACGGUCAGCACCGUGUACAGGACGAGCGAGAAGCUGGUCAAGGCGCCCAGGGACGGCUGUGCUGCCGGCACCCCCGGCCCCCGCUGCCUGCUCUGUAUGUGCGUGCUGGACGUCGACACUGCUGACAGUGCCACGGCUUUUGGGGCGCAGACCUUCUCGCAGCUCCCCCAGACGCAGCCCCCCGUCGCACAGGCUGAGGCGCCCACCGUGUCCUCCUGCUGCUCCGGGAUGGGCGGGGCCCGGCGCUGCUGCAGGCCGGAGGAGGAGGAGGAGGAGGAGGAGGAGGAGGACCCCCGGGCCCACGUGACUGAGCAGCUGUGCUACGGCUGCCGUGUGAACAUGAAGGACUUGCCCUCCCUGGACCCCCUGCCACCCUACAUCCUGGCCGAGGCCCAGCUCCGCAGCCCGAGGGCCAAGGCUGAGCAGCAGAUCCAGGAGUACCUACUGGAGGACCACGAGGACGCGGCACGGCCUGGCGAGAGCUGAGCCCGAGGGCCAGCGCCUGGGCCGGGAGGCCCCGGGUCUCACCCGAGGCAGAGCUGGAAGGCA
Molecule: messenger RNA, 1770 nt
Organism: Physeter macrocephalus (sperm whale)
Lineage: Eukaryota; Metazoa; Chordata; Mammalia; Artiodactyla; Physeteridae
Gene: CTU2
Product: cytosolic thiouridylase subunit 2
Exons: 14
Coding region: 58-1707 (549 amino acids)
Biological process (GO): tRNA wobble position uridine thiolation
Cellular component (GO): cytosol
Molecular function (GO): sulfurtransferase activity; tRNA binding
Source: RefSeq, a predicted model, not a curated record